Messenger RNA from Miscanthus lutarioriparius, 2178 nucleotides. NCBI's taxonomy places the organism in Eukaryota, Viridiplantae, Streptophyta, Magnoliopsida, Poales, Poaceae. The record is from the annotation of a GenBank genome assembly.
AUGGUGAUGGAGAUGGAGGCCGACAUGGACGGGGGGGUGCUCCAGCGCUUCGACGUCGACCUCCUCCUCGACGGCCACGGCCACGGCGACGCCCGGGGCAGCAGCGACAGCCCAUGUGGGAGCGCGAGCGCCGGCGCGCAGGACAACAAGGAGGCCGUCGGUGGCGCGGUGAAGGAGCGGAUCGCGCGGGCGCUGAGGAUCUACAAGGACGCGGCGGCGGGGCACGCCGAUGAUGGCGGCGCGCUUGUGCAGGUGUGGGCGCCGGCGCGGGACGGGGACCGGUGGGUGCUGGCCACCCGGGGCCAGCCGUUCGUGCUGCCGCCGCCGCGGUGCCACCGCCUGUUCCAGUACCGGACGGUGUCGCUCACGCACGCGUUCCCCGUCGGCGGCGCCGCCGUGCCCGGGGAGCGGGGCCUGCCGGGGCGGGUGUUCGACGCCGGGGAGCCCGAGUGGACCCCCAACGUGCAGUACUACGGCACCGGCGAGUACGCGCGCAUCAGCUACGCGCUCAUCUACGAUAUCCAGGCCGCGCUCGCGCUGCCCAUCCUUGACCCCGCCACGGGGUCCUGCCUCGCCGUGCUCGAGCUCGUCACCACCUCGCCCAGGCUCCACUUCGCCGCCGAGGUCGACAGGCUCUCUAAGGCGCUCCAGGCAGUGGCGUUGAGAGGCUCCGAGAUCUGCCACGGCCCUGCGCCCGAGGUCUGGAACGACGAUGAGGCGGCGGCUCAGGUGGCCAUGUCCGAGGUCGCAGACAUCUUGAGCAAAGUGAGCGAGGCUCACAAGCUGCCAUUAGCGCAGGCCUGGGCCAGGUGCAGACGCUGCAGCACCGGCACGGAGCACGCCUCCCUGACGGUGGCCGGCACGCCGUUCUACCUCGCCGCCGACGCAGACCCAACCCUCCUCGGCUUCCACGAGGCCUGCGUCGAGCACCACCUGCGUUCCGGCUGCGGCGGGCUCGUCGAGGAGGCGGCCGCGGCUCGCCGGCCCCGCUUCUGCGCCGACGUCACCAAGUACUCCAUGGACGCGUACCCGCUCGCGCACCACGCGCGGUUCUGCGGCCUGGCCGGCUGCCUCGCGGUGUGCGCGCAGCUCCGCCGCGGCGGCGGCGGCUGGGAUGAGUGCGUGCUGGAGUUCUUCCUCCCGCCGGACUGCAGGGACGGCGUGGCGCAGAAGGCGGCAGCGGACGCCGUCGCGGCCACCAUCAUGGAGCGGUUUGGCAAUGGCGAUCUGAAGGCGGUCGUGAUAAGCGGGUUGCAGGAUUUGGCUUUUGACAUCGUUGCAGAUGGCGAGUGCGUGCUUCGGCGGGAUUCAGAUGAGGAGGGUCUACAUCUGGUGGCAGUUAUGGGUACUGCAGACACUGAAGCACUCAAGAUGCACCAUGACGAACACCAUGGUGGCGAGGAUCCAAGAUCACAAGUUGGUAAGAAGACGACGAAAAGGAAAGGUGAAAAAACUGUCAGUUUGGAAGAACUGCAGCACUACUUCUCUGGAAGCCUGAAAGAUGCAGCCAAGAGUCUUGGUGUUUGUCCAACAACGAUGAAGCGCAUCUGCAGACAGCACGGCAUCUCCAGGUGGCCAUUCCGCAAGCUCGCCAAGGCGAACCGCUUCCUUGACAAGAUCAAGCGCGUCUUUGAGUCGGUGCAAGGCUCAUCACAGGCCAUGGCCGCUUCUGCUCCUGCUGUGGCUGCUGCGUCUCAGCAAGCUCCAGCUGUGGCUGCUGCUGCUCGCCGUGCUCCUGCCUUACCAUGCCUAUCAAGUGCUCUGAGAGUGGCCUCCUCCCAAGGCUCAUGCCAAGCGCCGCCGCCUCCUCUGAAGGAGGCCACAUGGCGCAAGCCUUUGCCCGGUGGAGAUGCCAGAGUGGUGACUGUCAAAGCGAGCUAUAGAGCGGACAUCAUCAGGUUCAGGGUGCCGAGCUCCGCAGGCGUCGCGACGGUGAAGGGGGAGGUGGCCAAGCGGCUGGGGCUGGAGGCCGGCGAGUUCGACGUCAAGUACCUGGACGAUGACAACGAGUGGGUGCUCUUGUCCUGCGACGCCGACUUCCAGGAGUGCCUCGAUGUCGUCCCGGCGUUGUCAGGCGCGUCAACAUCAUCUGGCUCCGGGACGGCUCAGCCGGUGGUCAGGCUGAUGGUGCAGGAGGUAGCUGAGGUCCAUGGAAGCUCCUGUGGCAGCUCAGAUUAG